AUAUUGACCAAAGGCUUCUCAAGAGGGAAAUCACUCACCUUGAGGACGCCGGUUUGCUAGUCAACUCUCCCUACAUGAGUGCACUGAGAGCUGAGCGAGAAAUAGAUCUGAUCAUCUCCUUUGACUUCAGUGAAGGAGAUCCAAUGGAGACUUUGACUGAAACAGCUAAACAUUGUAAUGAGUUGGGCAUCUCCUUCCCAGCGAUUGAUUGCACAAAAAGCGACAAUAACUCUCCAAAGGGUUUCUAUGUGUUCAAGGGGGUGAAGGAAGCCCCCACUGUAAUCCACAUUCCCUUAUUCAACGUUGAAAACUGUGGGAGCGAGUUGGAUGCUUACAUACAGAAGUAUACCACAUUCCAGGGAGCUUACAGCCCAGAGAUGAUCGAGGAUCUGAUGAAGAAGGCCGGUGAAAACGUCUUAAACCACAAAGAGCACCUGAUGGAGGAGAUCAAGGCCAUUGUCCAGCAGAAGAGCGGGACAAUGCCCAGCUCUUGUCUAAUUGCUUAA
This is a messenger RNA of Gadus morhua (Atlantic cod), 506 nucleotides long. Its product is annotated as cytosolic phospholipase A2 gamma-like. Gene Ontology annotation, biological process: glycerophospholipid catabolic process. The record is from RefSeq and is a predicted model, not a curated record. The coding region runs from base 75 to 506 and encodes 143 amino acids. Gene Ontology annotation, molecular function: calcium-dependent phospholipid binding; calcium ion binding. Lineage: Eukaryota; Metazoa; Chordata; Actinopteri; Gadiformes; Gadidae. Gene Ontology annotation, cellular component: nucleoplasm; nuclear envelope; cytosol. The transcript has 3 exons.